AGGCGCCGACAGAGGGCAGCUCGCGAUAAUCAAAUCGUGCGCACGUCAAUUUCAUAAGCGAAGGCGGCCAUUGUUGAUCAAACUCAUGAAGCGCACUUUGUACUUCAGCCUGCCAGUGUUGGUCACCGUCGUGGCCGCCUGUGCGGGCUACACGCUGAGGGCGUCGGUCUCCUGGGGGGUCUCGUCCAACGACGUGGUGGAGGACGCCGACCUGUCGGAGGAGGUCGCCCCGGCCUUGCUGGUGGACGGCGGCGGGCUGUGGAAGCAGGCGUACCCGGCGGGCGCGCGGGUGAGUCCCGGCGAGCGAGCCGAGCCCGAGGGCGAGGGCGACUCCGGCAGGGCGCGGGGUCCCUCCCGCCUCUUCUCCUACCGGUCGGGCAGCGGGCCUCCCCCGCACCAGGAGGUCGCAAGAACGGCCAGGUACAUCGCCCGCACGAGCGACUGGGGCUCCCUGGCCACCAUUUCGAAUCAGGACAAGAUCAAAGGUCUGCCCUUCGGGAACAUUUUUUCCGUCAGCGACGGACCGCCGGACAACAGCACGGGCGUCAUCUACUUCUACGUGACGCCCAUCGACAACACGGUGUCGGACCUGCAGAUCAACCCUUACGCUUCUGUCACUUUCUCGGAGGCCGAGGGCGAUUUCUGCAGACAAAUGGCGUACGACCCGGAGGACCCCAGAUGCGCCCGACUCACGCUGACGGGCAAGAUGGUGGCGGUGGGCCCCGAGGAGCUGGACUUCGCCAAGGCGGCCAUGUUCUCCAGGCAUCCCGUGAUGGCAAAGUGGCCCGUGGGGCACAAGUGGUUCUUCAUGAAGCUGGAGCCGAUCCAAGUCUGGCUGCAGGACUGGAUCGGAGGCACGGUCCUCAUUCCGCUGGACGAGUACUUCAAAGCUUCCCCCUUCUAAGAGUCCUUCCGCCUAAUUCUGCUGCAUAGCGUCAGCCUCAAUCAAUAAAAUAAAUACGAAGAAAAAUCUACCGACGAGGAACGCAAAUCCAAGUCUGUCAGACGUUUCACUUUACCAAGUCACAGUGAAAGAAUCGGAAUCGGAACCCGGUCCUGCUACCGCUACUAUCGAGCGGAGUUUUGCAUAUUUUCAAAAAACACAAAGAAUAUUUACAGGUCAAAUUACAAUGAACAAAAAUCUAAAACUUUUUUGUAUGACCACCAUCCGCACGACAUCAUUUAAAACUGCACUUUAUACAGUGGCCUUGUAUUGUGGGCAGCCUCGGGAUUUUUUUUGCCCAUUUUUUUUGCAUUUUAAAGGUGAAUAAUAUGAAAUUAGCUCAAGUAUCCCACAAUUUUUCUUUAUGUGGCCUUUGGACGGGAACAAAAAUUUGUUUGGACCCCAAAAAUCAAGUACCGUAAUUCCCGACCGACAAUCCGCGACUUUUUUCACAGCCGCUGCGCUAGUUAGCGUUAGCGCCACUGCGCUAGCGUUAGCGUUAGCACCGCCACGUUAGCUAAACUCUGUGUACCGAGGCUUAUCACCAGGUGCGCACUGUAGGCCGGGAAUUACGGUAGUUUAUCAAAAUUGUGACUUGGUCAACUGAAAUAAAGAAAAGCUGUUGAAUUGUCAUAAGUUAAAUUAUUUGGGGUCAUAAUUGAGUUUCGGUCUGCAAAACUACGGAAGAUGGGAGGAGCUGCUUCUGGAUUUAUUGGACUUAUUCGUUUGUUUUUCUUACGCAUCCUUUUCUUUUUCCUUUGCUGCUGGAGUUUACAGGACUAGUCUUGAUAUUUAAAUCCAUAAAACAUACACAUACGUUUUGCUUUUGAAACAUAUUGCAUGUGCCUUGAUAGCCAAAGUCACGCUAACGAUUGUUUCGAAUACAUUUGCUGUGCUUUUGAGAUUUGUAUGCAUGUUAUUCAUAAUGAAUGAAAAGUCUCAAUAGAGUGCAAUUUAUAAAAUGAAACAAAAAAUACAAAUAAAUAUUUUCUAGAGCAAAAAAAAGUGUCGCAAUCU
Syngnathoides biaculeatus (alligator pipefish) is the source of this 1960-nucleotide messenger RNA. RefSeq names its product cellular repressor of E1A-stimulated genes 2 (gene creg2). The transcript is spliced from 4 exons. The coding region runs from base 86 to 904 and encodes 272 amino acids. Lineage: Eukaryota; Metazoa; Chordata; Actinopteri; Syngnathiformes; Syngnathidae. The record is from RefSeq and is a predicted model, not a curated record.